AUGAAGAACGGAGUCGUGGAAAAAGCCAGGCAAUACGCGCAGCUGGUUCCUUGGAAACAGAUCGCACGUAAAGCCGUGGGUGUCUUCCCAAAUGACAGCUUGCAAUACAUAUGGAUACUCUCUCACUUUGUCACGUUUUUGGGGGCAGUGAUGCACUUUUUCAGGUUCAUCACCCCUGAAUCAUGGAUUUUUGUCCAGAUCCCGUGGUACAACUUGUCGUUGACCGGUUCGAUUGUCACUUACUCGUUGGUGGUGUACAGAAGACACAUUUUGGACCCAGACCUGUUGGUGAGCUCCCCCACCGACUCGAUCAAGGCCCACCAGAUGGAUUAUCAAACCGUCCCGCUGACAGAGAUCCUCAAGUCCGAGAACACCCAUUUGUUGGUGUACUCGUGUCUGUGGCUCACAACCCCAACAAACAUGCUCAAGAUCCUUCCUUUUGCCGCGUACUCGCUGCUCAACCUCACCAACUACUGCAUCAUCGAGGCGUUCCCUAAGCACCCGCUAUCUCUGGCGAUCACCCCGCUGGUCAGCUACAUCGAGUACCCGCUGCUUCUAUUUGCGGCCCACGUCGAUUUGGCGGUGAUCGGGCUGCUGUGCAAAGAGGCCAAGAACCUUGGUUCUCUCUACGUUUUGAUCUUCUACAUCUUUGUGUGGGGGCUAAGAGUCGAGUCCUCGGAUGCCAGCCGUCUGGCGGUGGCCAACCUGCUCAAGUUCCUCGAUAAGGUGUUCAACGAGGACGUUCUGCCGGGAUCUGUGUACAACCUGUGGGUUUUGGCCAGAAACAAGUUCACGCUCAUACUUUCCAUCACCGACUACGACUCGAUCGCCGUAGCCGGACACGUGAAAGACCCUGUCGGUUACAAAAAGGAGAGAACCCCCGUCAAGGAAAAGACCCGCCGCAGAAAGAAGAAGAUCCACAGCGCCAGCUCUUGA
Messenger RNA from Ogataea philodendri, 936 nucleotides. RefSeq lists its product as uncharacterized. Bases 1 to 936 code for a protein of 311 amino acids. Gene Ontology annotation, biological process: endoplasmic reticulum tubular network organization; membrane organization. Gene Ontology annotation, cellular component: membrane; endoplasmic reticulum. The record is from RefSeq and is a predicted model, not a curated record. Lineage: Eukaryota; Fungi; Ascomycota; Pichiomycetes; Pichiales; Pichiaceae. The transcript has a single exon.